Molecule: messenger RNA, 711 nt
Organism: Glycine soja
Lineage: Eukaryota; Viridiplantae; Streptophyta; Magnoliopsida; Fabales; Fabaceae
Product: protein DSS1 HOMOLOG ON CHROMOSOME V-like
Exons: 3
Coding region: 165-386 (73 amino acids)
Biological process (GO): double-strand break repair via homologous recombination; proteasome assembly; mRNA export from nucleus
Cellular component (GO): proteasome regulatory particle, lid subcomplex; proteasome complex
Source: RefSeq, a predicted model, not a curated record
UACUUCCAUAUUCCCAAGGCCCAAAAGGACAUAAGCAUUCGAGAGUCGAGACUCAUCCCUAAAACCGCGCUGUGAGUGCUGAGAACGUUACUUCAUUCAAAAGCAGCAACAGCAGGUUAUUCUUUGUUUCUUUUCGUUCUUCCACAGCCGAUUCGGCUUUGUCCAUGGCCACCGAACCAAAAGCAGCCACUGAGGACGUCAAGAUUGAUCUCUUCGAAGACGAUGACGAAUUUGAAGAGUUUGAAAUCAACGAAGAGUGGGAUGACAAGGAGGAAGGGAAAGAAGUGACUCAACAGUGGGAGGAUGAUUGGGAUGACGAUGAUGUUAGUGAUGAUUUCUCUCUUCAGUUGAGAAGGGAGUUGGAGAGCAACACCGAGAAGAACUAAACCACCUGCUAGUUAUUGUUGCUUGAUAUGGCAUGCGUUAUGACUUGGGUGUUUGAGCUCUUCGAAGGAGAUGAAAACUAUGCCUUGUUAGGAAGGAAAUUGAAGAACAUAGGGACAUGACUUUUCUGUUAUUUCCUGAAUAUAUGCUUUAGAAGUUAUUGAGUGCUUGUACUUUAAUUGAAUUCUGCAUUAUUAGGUGCUGUCUGGCUUUAAAAUUUGACUUACAAUCUCGAAUUAUUUGUUCUUAUUUUCAUUUUAGGGUUGGGUGGGCAUGCUUUUCUAUGAACCAGUCUGGCAAAUAGUGCAGUUGAGUUGCAUUUCUCCA